AUGAUGUAUCGCAACACCAUCCUCACCCUCCUGGCGGGAGCAUCAUCCGUCACCGCCGCCAUGGAUCCCAUCAACAACGCCAUCCUCCGCGCCCGUCAGCUCCAAGACAGCAUCCCAACCUCCACGGGGUCCGUUUUUAGAACCCGCACAGUGGACGCCUGCAUCAGCACCCUCACCUCCCUCAGCAGCAGCGCCCCCACCCCGCCCCCCGAAGUCCUCGAGUACGAAUUGAGCCAGCAGUUAGAACGUUUGAAAACCGCGACAGCCGCCAUGGGCCCUCUAGUCGAAGACGUUGCAGAUAUAUCAUCGGUUUGCUCUAGCGCCUUUGACGAAGACAGGACCAGGACUGCCACCACCUAUUACCCCCCUGCAACUGUUAUCGGCAGCGAAGAAUACGAUAGAUACCGAACAUCGGCUCUUUCCUGGUAUUCUUCGCUCCGUCCUGUUGUAUCCGAGGCUGCGCAGACAUGUUCGCUGAAGUGGCCCCGGGAGGUGGGUCUGCUUUGGUUGGCGUUCAUUGACAAUGAAGAAGAUUGUUUCAAGGCGUACAGCCUUGUGUUGGGGAUUACCGCCACGGAGCCCGCCACGGAGAUUAUCACACGGACACGCACUGUUCCCACUGAGACGGAGGCUUCGACCACAGGGACGGGGAUACCUGCUGAGGAGACCGAAACUGAGGAACCUGCCGAGGAGACGGGGACGUCGACGAGCGCCAGUACUGCUGGCGCUGCCAGGGAGACUGGGUAUAUGGUUGCUGUGGUGGCCGCUGCGGCUGGUGUUGCUGGCAUGAUGGGCGCUAUGUAA
Molecule: messenger RNA, 804 nt
Organism: Podospora pseudocomata
Lineage: Eukaryota; Fungi; Ascomycota; Sordariomycetes; Sordariales; Podosporaceae
Exons: 1
Coding region: 1-804 (267 amino acids)
Source: RefSeq, a predicted model, not a curated record